This is a messenger RNA of Acanthosepion pharaonis, 1791 nucleotides long. NCBI's taxonomy places the organism in Eukaryota, Metazoa, Mollusca, Cephalopoda, Sepiida, Sepiidae. The record is from the annotation of a GenBank genome assembly.
AUGGAGAUGACAAUAGAAAAGAUUAGCCAGUUGCAACCUGAUGAAGUUUUAACUUUACUUGGGACCUUCAGCAGAUAUCAGCAAAUUAUCUACUUUCUCCUCUGUCUUGUUAUAUUUCGAGGAGUAUUCCCAGUCCUCGGUAUAAUACUGAUUGGCAGAGAUCCUGGCCAUGUUUGUGACACUACCUUUUAUAAUGACAGCCUUACAACAAAUUCUGGUCAUGAAGGAUCUUCCCAAUGUUAUAUACACACCAUGCGGAAAGAAAAAAAUGUCACAAUUCCCUGUCCUGGAACUUGGAAAUAUAAUACAACAUUUACGUCAAUUGUCACAGAAUGGGAUUUGGUGUGUAACCGGGCUUACCUGGUGGAUCUCUCUUCAACUGUUUAUAUGAUUGGUUGUGCCUUUGGAUGCAUCUUUUUGGUACCAUUUGGUGACAAGUUUGGUCGUCGCUGUGUCCUCCUCAUCAGUCUUGCUUGCAUGAUCAUCCUCAGUAUUGGUUUGGCAUUCAGUAAUACCAUAAUACUUUUCAUAGUUUUACGUUUCUUUAUUGGAAUGUUGAACAUGACUAUCACUUUGAAUGUUUACUGCAUGAUAGCUGAAUUCUUACCUUCCACUCAUCGUACUUUGCCUGUUAUUGGAGCUUCUUUAUUCUGGUCUUUGGGCAUCAUGGUUCUAGCACUUGUAGGAUAUUUCAUCAAAGAUUGGAAGAUUUUACAAAUUGUUACCUCAUUACCCAACCUUGUUCUUCUUCUUCUGUGGUGGUUCCUGCCUGAAUCAAUCACAUGGUUGUUUUUAAAGGGAAACUAUCAAGAGACAUUAAAUAUUGUUCAGUCUGCAAACAAAUGGAAUAAAAAAAAACUUGGACCAGACUUUUUUUCUGAUUUUCACAAUCAAAAAGAAGUUAAUUCUCAAAGUUCAGAAGGUUCAGACUCCCUCCUGACCUCUGGCCGUGCCAAUCAUCAUGACCCGUCGACGCCUUGUAACACACUGGAGGUAUCUGCUGCCAAUGAGGUUAACAUGUUAGAGGACAAUAAUAAAACACCUCAUCUUCAUCAGAAAGAAAAUGGCCUGACUAGGUCUAAUUCUGAAGAUGUUCAAACAUUCCAAUCAACGAGUUAUCUCACCAGCAGUAAAAACUAUCAAAAUUGUUCACAAGGACAAGAACUUCUAUCGGUCACUUUAUCCUUCUGUUCAUUAUUUAAAACACCCAGGAUGUUACUGUAUACUCUCAUCACUUAUUACCUCUUAACUGUUGUUAGUUUAAGUUAUUUUGGCAUCUUACUUAAUACACCAGCCUUACCUGGGAACAUUUAUAUCAACCUGUUUUUUAGUGCUGUGGUUGAGAUUGCAGCCAAUAUCGUUGUCAUGUUUAUCAUCAACAGAAUUGGACGUCGUAAACCAAUCUGUUGCUUCUUGUUAAUUUGUGGAAUAUCAAAUCUGGUCUCUUUAGGAAUUUUUUAUUCUGAAAUGCAAAACAAAUUUGUUUUAAUGUUGAUUUGGUCCAUGAUCGGAAGAUUUGGUAUUUCUGGAUCUUAUAGCAUGAUUUAUUUACUUUUAGCCGAGAUCUUUCCAACAGCUGUCAGAAAUCAGGCCAUGGGAUCUGCAUCCCUGUUUGAAAAUUUUGGAAGCAUUUUGGCACCACUUGUUAUGUUGUUGGACUCAAAUGAUAUUAUAUUGCCUUUAUCAAUAUUUGGAGUAUUAACUGUAGUUGGAGGACUAUUAGUGCUUUUGCUGCCAGAGACUCAUUUAAAACCUUUACCAAACAGCGUUGGGCAAGUGGAAAGUUGGUAA